GGGCCCGGCUUGGCGCGGCAGCUGCGGACGGCGCUGCGGGAGGGCCGUGGAGGAUCUGCUGUGCCGCGGCGCCGACCCCAACCUGCUGCUCCCGGACGGCGCGGCGGCCAUGCACCUGGCGGCCCGAGCGCGGCGCCCGCGCGACCUGCGCUGCCUCGGAGCCCUGCUGCGGGGCGGCGGGGACCCCAACGCCCGGUCGGCCGAGGGGCUGACGCCGCUGCACGUGGCCGCUGCCUGGGGCUGUCGUCGUGGCCUCCAGCUGCUGCUGAGCCAGGGAGCCGACCCGGCUCUGCGCGACCAGGAUGGGCUCCGCGCGCUGGACCUGGCCGUGGAUCAGGGACACCAGGACUGCGCGAGUCUCCUGCGCGUGCUGGAGACAUGGACCCCGACCCCGGCGGAGACGCAGGAGCCCAGGCCCAAGUCGAAGCCAGGCGCCCCUGCUCCAGGCCCAGCACCCAGGAGGAAGCAGCUGGACAUGGGCCUCUCUGGACCUCCCCAAGUGACCCUGCACUCCACAGUGCUCCAGGCCCCGCUGGACCAAGGGGACGGCAGGGCUAGGGGCCUGGAGGCAGGACUGGAAGUCCCCAGCCUCCCUGCUCCCCAAGAGCUUGCCACUGAGGAUGGGAGCUCCCAGUGCCCCCCAGAGCUCUGGGACAGCAGCUCCGACGCCCCCUUUCUCACAGCGAUCGAGGUCUCUGGAGCCGAGGACCCUGCCCCCAACACCUCCCGCAGUGCCGAGACCACACAGGGGUUCCCUCCGGGUGUCUGUCCCACCCAGGGGUCUCCGGGCACCUCACAGGUGGUGCAUCGAGCUGGAAUUCUGGGCAGAGAGGCUGAACUGAACGCCCGCCUGCAGGCCCUGACAUUGGCCUCGCCAGAUGCCCAUGGCUCUGAGCCCUCGCUCCUCUUGGACAGGUGCCCAGCCCACAGCCCCCCACGGGAACUGGUACCUGGGCCCCCCGACUUCCUCUUCCUGACAGACGACGAGACGUCCAUCGACAGCGACGUGGCCGCCCUCUGGCUGACCAAGGAUGAGGGCAGGGACCCCGUCCCUCCCCGCUGGCACCCGCCAGAUCCCCCCAGGUCUAAUCUGGAGCUGCCGCAGUGUCUCCGGACGCUCGGGGAGCGCUCUGGCCUCGUUGUGCCCUUGACCCGCUGGGACCACCUCCAGUGGCUGGAAGAAGCCGGAACUGCUCCUGGCCCAGACUUUUCAGGGCACAGCCCAGAGCUGGCUGAGGCGCUACGGACCGGCCGUAUCCCGGACGCCCAGGCAGACGAGGAUACGCUUGCCCGGCAGUUUGAAUGGCCUGAUCCCACCAGGCGGUGGCGGGAGGGGGUCGUGAAAUCCAGCUUUACCUACCUGCUGCUGGAUCCCAGGAAGACUCAGGACCUGCCAUCCCGAGCACUCACACUGACCCCAGCUGAACGCCUCCAGACUUUCGUCCGCUCCAUUUUCUAUGUGGGCAAGGGGACCCGGGCCCGGCCAGAUGCCCACCUCUCGGAGGCACUGGGCCACUGUGGGCAGCCAGGAAAACAGGCCUGCCCCAAGCUGAGCCGGAUCCUGGACAUCUGGGCCAGCGGCCAUGGCGUCGUCUCUCUGCACUGCUUCCAGCACGUGGUCGCCGUGGAGGCCUACACGCGGGAGGCUUGUCUGGUGGACGCGCUAGGCAUCCAGAUGCUGACCAACCAGAGACAAGGGCACUGCUACGGAGUGGUGGGGGGCUGGCCGCCCACCCGGCGCCGGCGUCUGGGGGUGCACCUGCUGCACCGUGCCCUCCUGGUCUUCCUGGCCGAGGGCAAGCGAGAGCUGCGGCCCCAGGACAUCCAGGCCCGCAGCUGAGUGCUGGGGGACCGGUCACCCCAUGCAAAGAGCAGCCCUCUUGUCCCGCUGCAGAAGGUAGAUCAUUUGUUACAGGCAGAACCAUUGCGGGAGGUGAUUUGGAACAUUCCAGUGCUUGGCUGUCUGGUCCACUUUUAUCUCAAGCUGGACUCACUUUGUAGGAUGGACUGGGGGCCUUCUCGGAAACACAUACCAGGAAUCUGCCCGGCCCGAGUGCUGGUUCUGCCGCCCCCAGCUCUGAGACCCCAGAGCAGAAGCUUACCUGUGUGAGCCUCGGUUUCCUCAGCUGUGCAAUGGGGCAGCGAGAUGUCCUACCUCAGGGAUUGUGGAGGAUUAAAUGAAGUCAUGUGGGCCACACUGGGGCUCAGACCCCGGCACUGAGCCAAAGGUGUCCCCGUGGCCUGGCCAGAAAAUUUCCCAGGGAAAGGGAAGUGGGGGCGCCUUCCAAGGGGCAGACCAUGUCCCAAGUUGCGUGAGUGGGGUUACUGGUGAUGGGGUGGUUGGGACUUCAGGAUUGCGGUGAAGCUGAACCCCUUUCUUCCACCACAAGGCGGGGUUCACCCCAAAUUCCCAACCAUGUUCUGAGACUUCAGCCCGUUCCUGUGUACACAGAGCUUCAGUAAACCCAAGCUCCCCCCGCCUCGGGAGGUGUGACUGCCCAGUUGGGGACGAAUCAUUUAAACUUUCUAGAAGUUUCUUCUUCAAAGCAGCCCAGUGGGUUCUCAACCUGCCCGUUGUCCAGCUUGGCAAAGCAGGUCCCGCAGCGGGGGGUUGUGAGUUGGGCACCUGCCCAGGACCCCCCACUGCUGAUCACCCCCCACCCAGCAGCUGCCCCAGGGGGCCCCCAGCACCAUAGUUAGCCUCUGGGGUGGGCCCACAGUCUCCAGCUUGUCCUCAGCUUGAGUGACCUCUCUCUGAGCUUUCGCUCCCCCCCAGACAUCAAUUCUUCUUAUAAAGCAAGAGCAAUUAAAGGAGCAUGGCAAAGGAGAGGCUAGGCCUCCCUAUGGUUGUGCCUAAGAGUCUCCUCCCGAAUGCCUCUUUGUUGCUCAGAUGUGGCCCUCUCUCUCUGGCUAAGCCAACUUGAAAGGUG
Molecule: messenger RNA, 2930 nt
Organism: Choloepus didactylus (southern two-toed sloth)
Lineage: Eukaryota; Metazoa; Chordata; Mammalia; Pilosa; Megalonychidae
Gene: ANKLE1
Product: ankyrin repeat and LEM domain containing 1
Exons: 9
Coding region: 110-1840 (576 amino acids)
Molecular function (GO): endonuclease activity; protein binding
Source: RefSeq, a predicted model, not a curated record